Molecule: messenger RNA, 598 nt
Organism: Chelonus insularis
Lineage: Eukaryota; Metazoa; Arthropoda; Insecta; Hymenoptera; Braconidae
Gene: mRpS17
Product: mitochondrial ribosomal protein S17
Exons: 3
Coding region: 57-557 (166 amino acids)
Biological process (GO): mitochondrial translation
Cellular component (GO): ribosome; mitochondrial small ribosomal subunit
Molecular function (GO): structural constituent of ribosome
Source: RefSeq, a predicted model, not a curated record
UGAAAAAUGAAACACUGCAGUGAACCUCCACCACGAUCGUGUCAGAUUUUGAGAAAAUGGCUAUGGCUACACAAGCUGCCUCACAGGGGAAACAAGUUUUAAGACAUUUUCUCGGUUUAUGUUACCUCAGUAAGAAAGAAAAUGCAAUCAGAGUUAGAAUAGCACAAUUAAAACUGGAUACUUUUCUCAAAAUGUAUUUCAAAGAGUUUGAAUUUGUUUAUGCUCAUGACCCCGAAAAAAAAUGCAAACCAGGAGAUACUGUUUUAAUUCAGCAAUUACCAGAAAAGAUGACACGUUUAAUUACUCAUAGAGUAGUCGAUAUAAUCUAUCCUUUGGGAGAUACAAUUGACCCUAUAUCCGGCAAACCAGUCUAUCUAAACAAAUACAGGGAUGAAGUUGAGAAGGUGAAAGAACUCCUUGGAAAGCAUGACAAAUCUUUCAAUUAUUUUGAAGCACCUCCACGAGGAAGAUUAGAAGGAAUUCGUGAUUUUACAGAUAAAGAAACUUACGUGAAAUAUUAUGAUGAUCCUAAUGAUCCACAACCAUAUGGAUAUUAGUUUAUAUUAGACUUUUGAAUAAAAAUAUUAAAUAGUAAUUA